CGACGGGAAGACCUCGCCGCGUUUUUCCCCGAUUCAGUGUCGUAGUGAUCGUGCUUAUAGGUCCUUCGCCUCGCCAGACAAGCGUUCGCCGUGACUCUGAAACGUUUAUGGAAAGUGGCCGUGACUCCUGACUCCCUGCGUGCGUGACAAGGACGGGCCGCUCGCCGCAGUGACGCGUGUGUGCAACCUCUCGAGGGGGUGAAGGAUUUCGCGGUAUUGUGCCCCUUUGACCUGAAGGAUUCCGGGUUAGCAUGCCCUCCGGGGUGAGACUGGUCGAAGGGGGGAACAUGACCGUCACAGGGGAGGGGGUGAAAGGGAAGGAGGGGGUAGGGAACGGUACUAUGGCAGGGCCGUGUGACAACUCCGCCAUGGCCAGGACUGGAGGAGAAGGGAGCAAGGGGGUGAACAUGAAGUCUACGCCCACGCCCGCCGAGGCCAACGGUGAGGAGCAGGCGGGUCAAGGAGGCGUGGCGGCGGGCGGCAUGGCGCUCCUUGAGGUGGACGGGGGCGAGGGUGCGGUGCGGGAGCGGCGGAACAGCAUCCAGGAGCGGCGGAAGCAGCGGGGCCAGGCGGGGGCGGGGGCGGGGGCAGGGGAGGUGGAGUGCCGCGUGCUGCGCCUGCCGGUGGUCAGGUCGGAGUCCUCCCCGAUGCUGAUGCUGGGCCGCUCCGCCGACAGCAGCCCCGGCUCCGCCAAGAGCGAGCCGCCCUCCAACCAGCCCAGCCCGCGCAGCCCCGCCCUCAAGGUGCUCAGCAAGGUGUUUAGCUUCAAGGAUCGUCCCUCGCCCGCCUGGUCCCCCAAGCUGCAGCGGCGCGGCGACGGGCAGGGCGGCAGGACCCUCGCCGACGCCAGGAAGCGCAGCAGCCUGCACCUGCCGCCCACGCCGCCUGCCAUCCACGACCACGAGGCCAAGUGGUUCCCGGACGCCAAGUCGGGGUCACCUCACACCAACGGCAGUCCCCGGAGUCCCAGCAGUCCCCGCAGCCCUCUCAGCCCGGUCAGCCCCGGCUCCAAGAUGGCCCGUUUGCCCUUUUUCAAGCCUACGACCACUGCAUCGCCCGGCAAAGCCUCCCCCGGGGGCCCGAACGGCACCAUGGAGCAGCUGGACGGCGCCGGGAUCAUCUACCGGCCGCACGCCUACCGCCGGGCGGGGUCAACGCGCAACCACUGGAGGACCAAGUCAGACACCUUCACGCAGCCCCCGCCCAGGGUGGAGCCCGUCAGGAAGAGGAGCAGGGACGACUCCGAGUGUGACGCUCUGCCCUUCGAUCUCAGGUAAGUCUGCCCAAAUUGAUUCCUGACAGGUGUGCGCCAGGUGUAUGUGUGGGCAGGUGUGUGUGGUUGGUUGCUCACUCUGAUGACUAACGUGCGUGCCGGUCCUCGUCUGGCGCCCAUGAAUAUUAUGUUUGAGAAU
Eriocheir sinensis (Chinese mitten crab) is the source of this 1412-nucleotide messenger RNA. RefSeq lists its product as uncharacterized. The record is from RefSeq and is a predicted model, not a curated record. Bases 252 to 1277 code for a protein of 341 amino acids. The transcript has 3 exons. NCBI's taxonomy places the organism in Eukaryota, Metazoa, Arthropoda, Malacostraca, Decapoda, Varunidae.